CGUCGACUCCAUUCCACUCCCCCCCAGUUCCCCAGUUCCCCAAUUCCCCAAUUCCUCAGACAAUUUUUUCUCUGCACUUUCGCGGUCACUUUGCAUCGAUUGACCAGCAGAGCUCGGUACUCCCCGCCCAGGUGCUGCGAGGGGAAAGAGCGGGGUUGCGUCGGCUUCCGCGCUUUAAAAAUUUCCGCUUUCAAAUUCUAUUCGACCGCGUUGGAGGAAGUAAGGCUCAGGGAACGUCCGACGAGAGAAAAUCUCCGUCGUCGUGUGCGUGCAUUUCUUGUGUUCGUCUCUUGUAUCUGUUGUGUGUGUGAGUGUGUGUGUGUGUGUGUGUGUGUGUGAGAGAGAGAGAGAGAGAGAGAGAGAGAGAGAGAGAGAGAUGGAUUUGAUGGAUUUUGAGCAGGCGGCGUCUCACAUGGCGCCGCCGGAUCGAGGAUUCGCGCCGCCGCAAUCGUUCGUCGAGCGGGCGCACGUGAAGUCGCGGAAGCAAUAUGAAGCUCUACACAGCUAUUCUCUUCGGAAUCCGAAGGGCUUUUGGAGCGAGAUGGCAACGCCAUUUACAUGGAAGAAGCCAUGGACGGAAGAAUUUUCAUCAUACAACUUCGACACAAGGAAGGGACCGGUUGAUGUCAAGUGGUUCAUUGGAGCAGAGACCAAUGUCUGCUAUAAUGCAAUUGACCGCCACAUCAAGGAGGGGAACGGUGAUCGUGUUGCCCUCUACUGGGAAGGAAACAACCCAGGUGUUGAUGCAACCUUCACCUACAAGCAGCUCCAUGCAGAGGUCUGCAAGAUCGCAAACUACCUGAAAAGUGUUGGCGUUGAGAGAGGUGACACUGUGAGCAUAUACUUGCCGAUGUUGCCUGAACUGGUCGCAUCCAUGCUAGCGUGUGCAAGGAUAGGUGUGGUUCACUCUGUAGUCUUUGCCGGGUUCUCGUCAGAGUCGUUGGCUGGAAGACUGAAAGACUCACAGUCGAGAGUGUUGCUAACAGCUACAGCUGUCAUGCGAGGAACAAAGCUUGUCGAGCUGAAGAAAAUUGUGCUCGAAAAAGUGCUAGUCUUCGAUAAUGAGCUUGCAUUGAAGAGGGAAGAGUCAAAUUUUGUUCCAGGAAGAGAUGUCUGGUGGCAGGAGGCUGUAAACAAGCUUAGUCCCGAAUGCGAGGUAGAGUGGGUGGAUGCAGAAGCCCCGCUGUUCAUGCUGUACACCAGUGGGAGCACGGGGAAGCCAAAGGGAGUGCUGCACACGACAGCUGGCUAUAUGGUUGGCGCUGCGACAACAUUCAAGUACAUCUUCGACCAUCAUCCAGAUGAUAUCUUUUGGUGUACUGCCGACUGCGGGUGGAUCACAGGGCACAGCUAUCUGACAUAUGGACCCUUGCUCAAUGGCGCAUCUGUUGUUAUGUUUGAGGGUAUCCCAACGCAUCCAGACCCAGGCCGCUGUUGGGAGGUUGUAGACAAAUACAAUGUGACCGUCUUCUACACUGCUCCAACCGCGAUUCGAGCACUCAUGCGAUGCGGGGAUGAGGUAAGGAUGCUAUGGUACCAUUCUCUUAUUGGCCACGACAACUGCCCAAUUGCCGACACGUGGUGGCAGACGGAAACUGGAAGCAUCAUGAUUUCUCCAUUGCCAGGUGCUUGGCCGUUGAAACCAGGAUGUGCGACGCUGCCGUUCUUUGGUGUUGAUGUUGCAGUCCUUGAUGAGAACGGCAAAGAGCUGGAGGGCGAGUGCAGUGGAUACCUUGUGAUCAAAUCGGCUUGGCCAAGUUGUAUGAGGACAGUAAAGAAUGAUCAUGAGAGAUUUGAGCAAACAUACUUCUCCGCGUUUGAGGGGUAUUACUUCACUGGGGAUGGGUGCAAACGAGACCAGGAUGGCUUCUACUGGCUAACGGGCCGAGUGGAUGAUGUCAUCAACGCUGCCGUUGUCGGUUAUGAGCACGCAAUCAAGGGCCAGGGAAUUUAUGCUUUUGUUACACUGAUGGAAGGAGUCAAACCCUCAGAAAGCUUGAAGGUCAGUCUGAGAAAUGCCGUCAGGAAUACAAUUGGUGCAUUUGCUUCACCUGAUGUCAUCCACUGGGCACCUGGUCUACCGAAGACGAGAUCCGGGAAGAUCAUGCGCCGUAUUUUGAGGAAGAUUGCAAGUGGCGAGCUGAGUGGACUCGGUGACAUCAGCACGCUUGCUGAUCCAACGGUUGUGGAUACUUUGAUCAAAUCGCGUGACCUGGAGUGAAGGAUUUCGAGAGUGCAAAGUCGGUGCAAAUCCAACCAAUCAUCGUGCGCUUUUGAAGUUUGAAGUUUGGACCAUAGCUUAGUUAAGCAUUCGUUGUAUUGUCAGCAGCUGCUGAUCUCAGGAGUUAGCAAGUAAUCCUCCUGAGGAAAGCCGCUUGGUUUGCGGAUAACCAAAUGGCAAAUACGCUGAUAUACGGGUAAAUGUAUAAGGUUGAGGGUUUAAGAAACCCCUCUCCCGCUCACAUGUAAAUGGAUAUAAGUGGAUAGGUACUGAUCAGCCCAUGAUUUUCUAAGGUUGAGGGUUUAAAAAACCCCUCUCCCGCUCGCAUGUAAAUGGAUAUAAGUGGAUAAAUAAGUAAGUGGCUAGGUAGAUCAGCCCAUCGAGUGUUUUGUGCUCGGAUUCGUCCUCGUCGAGCGCUGGACGUUUUCUGUGGUGGGACUCAUCUGGCUUCCAGCUAGGGGUCCAAAUCCUUCGCUGUGUGCAGGUUAGUUCUAACGUCUAAUUCUCUGUCGCAUGUUGGAUCGUCAGUUUUGCUCAGGAAUAUGCUCCAACGACGCGGACACACACCGUUGCUUAUCUGCAAAAAAAGGUUAUCUCCUCAGGAAUGCUAUUUGGGAUAAUAAGCUGAGUACGGGAUAAGUGGACUAGUUUCACCCAUGAGGGGGUAAGUUAUGGAUAAGUUUUGGAUAAGUUUUGGAUAAGUUUUGGAUAGUUCUGGACAAGUUUUGCAUCAGUUUCAGUUAUGAGGGCGUAAGUUUUGAUUCUACUUCUGGAUAAGCAUUGGAUAAGUUUAGUUUUGAUAAGUUUUUGAUAAGUUUUUGAUAAAGUUUUGAUAAGUUU
Molecule: messenger RNA, 3061 nt
Organism: Chara braunii
Lineage: Eukaryota; Viridiplantae; Streptophyta; Charophyceae; Charales; Characeae
Source: the annotation of a GenBank genome assembly